Messenger RNA from Caenorhabditis sp. 36 PRJEB53466, 734 nucleotides. Lineage: Eukaryota; Metazoa; Nematoda; Chromadorea; Rhabditida; Rhabditidae. The record is from the annotation of a GenBank genome assembly.
AUGGAUCAUAUGGAUAUGGAUAUGGACAACGGGCCGUUCAUGUGGAUGUGGUUCCACACGAAACCACAAGACACUGUACUCUUCUCCACGUGGAACAUUACCAGUGCUGGAAGUGAGGAACGAUGGAAAAGUGGACAUACAAUAUCGAUCUUCGUUUUCAGCAAUGAUCUGGGCUUGUGUUCUCAUUGCUAUCGCUGGGAUUCUGCUCGAAUUGAUCAAGUACACGAGACGACUGAUUCAGAAGAGAAAUCCGAAUAGCAAGAAGAGCAGGUAAGCUCAAAGCCUUCCUACUUUUGUUCUGAACGACAAAAAUCACUUAGGAACCUGAUGAAACAGAAAAAAACUCAAAAUUUAUGUCUAAAAAUCACCUUCAGAGUUUCCAAUAGAACGACACUCGAAUACCGUUCAUUAAAAGCUUUGUAUCUUAGCUGUCUGUAGAGAUAUCAAAAAGUAGUCAACUAACAAAUUGUUCAUUAUACAAUUGUGCACACUUUAUCUGUUGACAAUUUUUUGAUUUCUCCACCGUCAGCUGAGAUACAUCGCUUCAAAUCUUCAGCUACCUCUCCCGCCUCUUCUCGUCCACGCACCUCGUCCAAACGUGUCUCUUUUUCGUUCAACUCGGCUUCUCCUACUGCCUCAUGCUCAUCUUCAUGACUUUUUCCAUCUGGUUGGGACUAGCAGUCGUUGUCGGAUUGACAAUCGGCUUUUUGAUAUUCGGAGGCAAAAGUGAUUAG